UUUAUAUGAAAUGUGAACUUAAUUAAGAAAACUAUCUUUAAAAAACAAAAAAACAAAAAAACCCACACUCACACUCAUACGACACAGCACAAAACUAGCUAAUGAGUGAUCAACAAUAUUACAUUCUUUGAGUUUGAGGUUAAAUCCUUUCCACCAAGAGAAAAUAGAUAUUCGCAUUUGUUAAAAUAUGAAAAAAUGUCCUGAAUUUUUCAAAGGCCGUCCAACAAAAUUGAGUGAAAGAUGAAACAAAAAACAAGCGGGACGAGGAAGACAGAGGUAAGCAAAGUGUACACAUAAAGGCAGGCGGAUGAAAGCAAACAGCAGCUCAUUGAAACCCGUCAUCCAUAUUAUCAGUUAUUUAUCAUAUCUGAUAUCUAUAAAGAAAGGUAUAAAGAUUCUUUCUCUUCUUUAAUUGGAGCAAAGAUUCCCCUCUCAAGCAAACAAUCCAAGAAAGAAAGAAGAAGGAUUAGGUGCAGAGCUGGUAUUGGGGGAUUGAGAUUUAUACAGCAACCCUCCAUUUCCUCGUGUUUGCUGAGACUAGAGGCCUCUCGCCCCCCCCAAAAUGGACGACGAUGUUGUACAGCGAGUCUUCCAAGAAGGAGGCCGCGACUAUUUCCAACAGCAACCCUCAACUUCCUCUUCCUCUUCCUCUAUUCUCCAGUCACUUCCUCUCCAUGUGUCUUUUGAUCACGGGUAUUAUUUGCUAGUAAAAUCUAUCCAAGAACUUAGAGAGAAAAAAGAGGGCAUUGUAACAGUUGGCAUUGGCGGUCCAAGUGGUUCUGGUAAAUCAAGCUUAGCAGAAAAGGUGGCAUCUGUUAUUGGUUGUACUGUUGUAUCAAUGGAGAACUAUCGUGAUGGAUUUGAUGAAGGGAAUGAUCUGGGUUCAAUAGAUUUUGAUAUGCUGGUCAGAAAUCUUGAGGAUUUGACAAAGGGUGAAGAUACAUUGAUUCCAGUAUUUGACUAUCAACAAAAGAAACGUGUUGGUUCAAAAACAAUAAAGAGUGCUUCAUCUGGGGUGGUAAUAGUUGAUGGCACCUAUGCUUUGCAUGCAAAAUUGCGCUCUUUGCUAGAUAUUCGAGUUGCAGUGGUUGGCGGUGUUCAUUUUAGCCUUCUUUCCAAAGUUCGAUAUGAUAUCGGAGAUUCUUGUUCACUGGAUUACCUUAUUGACAGCAUUUUCCCAUUGUUUAGGAAGCACAUUGAACCAGACCUUCAUCAUGCACAGAUUAGGAUUAACAACAGCUUUGUCUCAUCAUUUAGGGAGGCAAUCUACAAGCUGAAAUGCAAGAGUGAGGUCUGUAUUUCUAUAGCAACUAAAAGUUCUACACAAUUUAUUUCUCUCAGUUUCAUUGAGAUGUACCUUAGGCCUCCUUCAGCAAGUGAAGAAGCACGGAUAAAUGAUUGGAUCAAGGUGCGCCAAUCGGGUAUAAGAUAUUAUCUGUCACUUGGGGACCAGAGGAUUGUCGACAAAAAUUUCAUUAUCAGGCCAAAAGCUGAAUUUGAGGUUGGAAGGAUGACUUUAGGUGGGUUACUGGCUUUGGGAUAUGCUGUGGUUGUUAGUUACAAACGAGCAUCUAAAUCGGUUGAUAAUGGAAAUGUUUCAUUGUCGCUUGAAACCAUUGAUACCCUUGGUGAGACAUUCAUGGUGCUGAGGGGCACAAAUAGAAAAACAGUUGGAACUGAAGCAUUGAAGAUGGGUAUUAAUGAGCCUUGGAUCACUAAAUCAUAUCUGGAAUUGAUUCUUGAGAGAAAAGGUGUACCUCGCCUCAAUACACCACCCCUUUUGCCAAAUACAUCUCUGACCACUAGUCAGGACAGAAUGAUUGCUGCACCAAGACCAAUUCGCGUUCCUCCUAACCUUGUUACUCGGCUUGAGGAUCUAUCUCAGCCAUGGACUAGAUCUCCAACAAAAUCUAAGAUGGAACCUAUAGUAGCAACAUGGCAUUUCAUCUCAUCGGAUCCUCCUCAAGCUGAUAGCUCAACCAUAGAUCCUUCCUCUUUCAGGGACACCGUGAAACUUGCUCCAAUGCCUGAUUCGUAUGACUUGGAUAGAGGAUUGCUUCUUGCUGUGCAAGCAAUACAGGCACUGUUGGAGAAUAAAGGUUUUCCAGUUAUAGUUGGAAUUGGAGGUCCAAGUGGUUCCGGAAAAACUAGUUUGGCUCAUAAAAUGGCAAACAUAGUUGGUUGUGAAGUUGUUUCCCUUGAAAGCUAUUAUAAAUCUGAACAAGUAAAGGAUUUCAAGUAUGACGACUUCAGCUCGCUGGAUCUAUCUUUGCUUUCAAAAAACAUUGAUGACAUAAGGAAUGGUCAAAGAACAAAAGUACCCAUAUUUGAUUUGGAAACUGGUGUUCAGAGUGGCUUCAAGGAACUUGAAGUUUCUGAAGACUGUGGAGUGAUUAUUUUUGAAGGAGUUUAUGCUUUGCAUCCGGAUAUCCGAAAAUCACUUGACUUGUGGAUUGCUGUUGUUGGAGGUGUUCAUUCACAUCUCAUUUCUAGAGUUCAAAGGGACAAAAGUAGAGUGGGGUGUUUUAUGUCCCAGAAUGAGAUCAUGAUGACAGUGUUUCCAAUGUUCCAGCAGUUCAUUGAACCUCAUCUUGUUCACGCACAUCUCAAAAUUCGAAAUGACUUUGAUCCCGUGCUUUCCCCCGAGAGUUCAUUGUUUGUAUUGAAGAGUAACAAGCAAGUGGCUUAUCAAGAUAUUUUGAAAAUACUGGAUCCUGCAAAGUUCUGCAGUUCUGUCCAGAAUUUCAUUGAUAUAUACUUGAAGCUUCCUGGACUUCCUACUAAUGGGCAGUUAACAGAGGGUGACUGCAUUCGGGUCAGAAUAUGUGAGGGCAGAUUCGCGUUGCUGAUACGGGAGCCUAUAAGAGAAGGAAACUUCAUCAUCCAACCUAAAGUGGAUUUUGAUAUUAGCAUUAGUACAGUUGCUGGGCUUCUUAACCUUGGGUAUCAAGCUGUAGCUUAUAUUGAAGCGUCUGCUUUCAUCUAUCAAGAUGGAAAGAUUUUGAUUGAGGUUGAUCAUCUACAAGAUGCCCCGAACCCUUACCUGCAAAUCAAGGGGGUUGAUAAAGAUGCUGUAGCAGCUGCAGGAUCAAUGCUUAAAUUGGAUGGUUCAUAUACUACAAAGAGCUAUCUUCAAAUAGUGCUGGAAAGAUUGCCAGCAUCGGGAAGAGGCUCAGGUGGAAUUCACACACAGCAAGCUGCAAGGUUGCAGGAACUUGUGGAAUUUAUUCAAUCUCAGGGCAGCAGUUCAGCUUCUGAGUCGUCACCAAUUAGAGAAGUUUCUCCGGUUGAAGGGGUUAUCGAAGACAUGCAGUCAAGGAUUAGAAGACUUGAGCGGUGGCAUACAAUCAAUACGGUACUAUGGACAUUUUUGAUGUCUGCGCUUGUUGGUUAUUCGCUCUACCAAAGGAAGCGUCAGUGAUGCCGUCCCAGUUGUUUUCUGUUUACCAUUGCAAGAAAGAGACUUUCUUGUUGCAUUGAUCAUAUCAUCAUUUUUACUGCGGCUGAUCUCCUUCCGCAGGUUCAAGUCAAUUGCUGAAUAUACAGAGUCAAAACAGUAACUUCCUAACUACAGUCACAGUUGAAUUUUAUGUGACUCACAACAAUGAUACGCACAACUUGAGAGCCAUUUAUUGUAUCAAAGUGAUCCUUCUCUUAAACUAUGGUGAGAAGAAAGAAAAUGAAAAGUACAUACAGGCUGAGACUCAGAGAAGAAUACACUCGCUCCUCCUCCCUCCAUGUAUUUUUUUUCUUUUUUUUUUCAGAAGUUAUAAUUUACUCAAUGAAAGAUUCUUGAUGAGUUGUUUGCUGCUCU
Molecule: messenger RNA, 3814 nt
Organism: Prunus persica (peach)
Lineage: Eukaryota; Viridiplantae; Streptophyta; Magnoliopsida; Rosales; Rosaceae
Exons: 25
Coding region: 563-3421 (952 amino acids)
Cellular component (GO): cytoplasm
Molecular function (GO): ATP hydrolysis activity; ATP binding; kinase activity
Source: RefSeq, a predicted model, not a curated record